Cajanus cajan (pigeon pea) is the source of this 2463-nucleotide messenger RNA. The record is from RefSeq and is a predicted model, not a curated record. NCBI's taxonomy places the organism in Eukaryota, Viridiplantae, Streptophyta, Magnoliopsida, Fabales, Fabaceae.
CAAUUUCAAAAAGGCACGACCGAACAAAGCAGCAACAUAAAGGACAAAGUUGGUGUUACUGUUAUUGUUGUUAGUGUUUGUGCUGAGUCUCAAAGAGGUCCCUCUUUGGAGCCCAUGGUUGCUCUCUCUUCCGUGGAGUUCAACCACUGCUCCAACGGCCUCCUUCUCUCUCCUCAGACCCACCCUUUUCCGGAUUUUAAGGUUUCUCUUUGCAACCGAUCAGGUGAUUUGGGACUUGGGAGAAGGUAGAGAAGUGGUCCUGAGUUCUGACUGGUUCGGAUUUAAGGUAUCGUGUGCCGUACGUUGUGUUUUUUCUUUGCCAAAUUCCAACCACGUUAAGCUUCUUCAAAGACUUUGACUCUCAAAUGGAGGGUUUUGGUGUGUAAGUGAGAAAAAUACAAAUAAAAAAAAUCAAAGUUUGAUAUUUGUGUUUUGUUUUCCCAAAGAGGGUGGUGUUGUCUCCUGAACCACAAGUUUCAACGAUUCAACUAGAGUUUUGUUGGGGUGAGUGAAUCGGAUAGUUACUUAUAUUUCUAGGUUUGUUGAGGAGGGACGGAAUUGGUAUGGCUGUUGCCAAUAGCAACAGCAGCAAUGAACCUUGUACUUCAUACAAUUGUUACAAAGUAGCAGGUUUGACUGAGACCAUAUUAGACACAAAUCAUGUAUAUAAUUUAAAAGAUCGGUACAUUCUCGGCGAGCAAUUGGGUUGGGGGCAGUUUGGUGUCAUAAGAGCAUGUUCCGACAAGUUGACAGGAGAGGUUUUGGCCUGCAAAUCAAUUGCGAAAGAUAGGUUGGUUACUUUGGAUGAUUUGAGGAGUGUGAAGCUUGAGAUAGAGAUAAUGGCUAGGCUAUCUGGGCACCCCAAUGUUGUGGAUCUCAAAGCAGUUUAUGAAGAGGAAGGUUUUGUUCACUUGGUGAUGGAGCUUUGUGCUGGAGGGGAGCUGUUUCACAGAUUAGAGAAGAACGGGUGGUUUUUAGAAUCUGAAGCCAGGGUUCUCUUUAGGCACCUAAUGCAGGUGGUUUUGUAUUGUCAUGAGAAUGGGGUUGUUCAUAGAGAUUUGAAGCCUGAGAACAUUCUCUUAGCAACAAGAUCCUCCUCAUCUCCUAUUAAAUUGGCAGAUUUUGGACUUGCAACAUACAUCAAGCCUGCAGGUCAGAGUUUGCACGGGUUAGUUGGGAGUCCAUUUUAUAUAGCUCCAGAGGUACUGGCUGGUGCAUAUAACCAGGCUGCUGAUGUGUGGAGUGCAGGUGUUAUUCUUUACAUUCUGUUGAGCGGAAUGCCUCCGUUUUGGGGGAAGACCAAAUCACACAUUUUUGAAGCUGUUAAAGCUGCUUCCCUGAAGUUUCCUUUGGAACCUUGGGAUCGCGUUUCUGAAUCAGCUAAGGAUUUGAUCAAGGGAAUGUUGUGCACUGAUCCUUCUCGAAGGCUCACUGCACGAGAGGUUUUAGAUCAUUGCUGGAUGGAGGACAACCAAACAAAUCCCGAACAACUAAGUGAACAUAAAAUCCAAAGUUGUGAAGAAGGCAAUAUUGGCAGCAGCUCAUUCUCUGCCUCUUUUAUGUCCAGGAAUCAGGACAUCAGCUUUGGCGCUGGCUCACCAACUUGUGAUGCUCAAUCACCUACGUUCACAUGCAGAUCAUCAUUUUCAUCUUUUUUGGUGGAACCAGUCACUCCAUUUCUAGUUUCUGGUGGGUUUUCAUUCAAGAGUGUGGGCGAUUCCACUUGUUUGGAAUUUUCUUCUCCUGUUCCCUCGGUGCUUAGCUUUUCAUUCCUCAGCCCCACUUCUGUUGUUGAGCAAAAGAGUUGUAAAUUAGAGUGCUCAGCUAACAUGUCAGAUGUAAAUGCAAUUGCUGGAGAAGCAAACUUGGGAAAGUUGCUAGUGCUACAAGAUUCUCCCCUUUGCAUUGGACGCGAAGUUAAUGAAACGGAUCGCAAGCCUGUAGAUGCUAAAAGGGCAAGUGGAAUGAAUGGACAUAGGAUGCUGGGAAUCCACAGCAAGAGAAACAGGACAAUUGGACUUGGUGAAUGUGAGCAACUUGACCUUGUGGUGACUGAAUCAGUCAUCCGUUGGUCAUCGUGCACUCAGCUACCUACAUCUUUGAGAUCAUCUCUUGUCUGCUAAGCGGAAAGAAGACUCAGAUUGCUUCAUGAUAUGUCCAAAUUUCAGCAUUCUUGUGCAAAUUUUGCUCAGCUAACACGUUGUAUAUGUUUUCCUCAUUUGCAUUGGUGUUGAUGAUAACUGUCUUCUGGCUGGUGCAAGAUUUUGUUUAGUUUUGGUAGUGGUUUAAUGGUGUGUGUCUGAUAGAGAAGUUCUGCUAUACUAAUUGCUCACUUUCUUGUUUUUCCUUCUCAUGUUACGUGCCUUGAGUGAGUAAAGGCACUCAUUCUGCCUGGUUUGUAAAUGAAGUUGAUCUUGAUGUUUGCUGCUGUUAUCUUAACCUGAUGUUUCUGUUGCACUUCUU